GAAACUAAAACUCCUGAAGAAGAGUUGAAAACCGUCUCUGUGAAAAACUUCAAGUAUUAGGCUGUGUCCGAAAUGGCCUACUACUCCUACUACUCCUACUAAACCCGCCUCUGAAUUGAGUAGGCAGUGCGUUCACACUGUACAGUAUGCGAAUUUUGUGUAUGCGAGAAAUGCCCGGAUGUAUACUCAAUUGGCUUCGAUUUCUGAGUGUGCAACGGAGCUUGCUUCACGUACUGCUUCUGCCCCACAAUGCAUUGCGCACCUCAGCUGGUAAUAUGGCCCUCCUUCCCGAGGCUGAAAAGAAAUAGAUGGCACGUGAUUGCAAUAAUAUAUAUAUAUAGAUAAACAAUAUUUAGUCAGUAUACAUUACACAAUUUUUAUCAUUUUAUCAUAUUUUGAUCUUUUUACCAGAUUUAUUUGUAUUUUAAAUUAGGAUUAUAGGUAAUGUUUUUAACUAUUCGUAUAAAUUGACUUUAUUUAUUUUAGUGUCUAUUAAAGAUGUAUUUAUUACAUCAAGUUUGAGCAUCUUCUCAUCUCUGAAUGCAUCAUCAAAGUGGUCGCUCAUAUUAAGCACAGACCUCUGAUUAAUAAAAAUUAUCUUUGGUAGAGAGCACAUGGUUCAGAAUAUACAAACGGGGGAGUUUCCAGUUGACAAUCUAUGUGAGCUUUACUAAUUCUUACUUGUGGUUGAAAAUCUGAUGGUUUCUGAAAUGAUCAUUGUACAUGAAAAGGAUGUAGUCGGGAAAUUAUGAAUUUGCCAAGGAAUAACCGAACGAGGUCAUAAUAAUUAUGUUUUGUGUUGGUCAUUUUGCAGCCCUCUGCUGCUCAUCACACGCCUAGCAGGUGGUGUAUAGCAUUAUCACCAUGGAUACACAGAUGUUUGUGUGAUUUUUUUCAUCCACUGCCGCCCGGUUUGUGUCGUGUAGAUGGUGAUGAUGAAAACACUUUGCAAUAAUUUGGAAACGUGAAGGGGGAGCUGCUGCUGCCCGGUGUUUACGGUAAAUAGACGCCAACACCCACCAAGCGGACGCUUCGGUCUCCGAAAACGCCGAGACAAAUUUACAAACAGCCACUAUUUCAAACAACUGGGCUCAUAAUCGUGAUGUAAACACAUACUUUCUCGCUAGAAAAAUAUUAUUAUUGAAUGAAUUUAUAUAAUUUGUCCGGAAUGCAGUUGUUCUGUGUAGCUUGUGGUAGGACUAUUUAAAUUUUCCCGGCGCUGCGUCCGGCCGGCACGAAAUGCAUUCUGGGGUAUUUAGUAUGUAUGUGUGUAAACGCUCGGGCAGCCGCGGCAUACUCAAAUCAGCUUUGAGUAGUCAGUAGGCAGUAGCUACUGCUUGAGUAGGUAAGUAGAUAGUAGGCAGUAUGCCAUUUCGGACACAGCCUUAGUGUCACAGUCUGUCCCAGUUCACCUGCUGUCUGCACCAUGUCGUCCUCAGACCUGGGCCGGGCGCUCUGCAUUAUCACCGGGGCCUCCAGAGGCUUCGGCCGGGCUGUAGCGGUGCAGCUGUCCCGGUUGAUGAAGCCCGGCUCGGUGUUCGUGCUGACGGCUCGCUCCGGGGACGACCUCCGGGCUCUACAAGAGGAGCUGUCCGGGUCAGAGGCAGGUAAAGCCGGAUUGAGGGCUGUGUGUGUGGUGACAGAUCUGGGACAGAAGGAAGGACCGGAGAGCAUCGUGAAGGCUGCUGUAGAGGCUUCUACUGAGGAGAUAGAUCACAUCAUACUGAUCAACAACGCAGGUAAGAGGACCUCCUGUUGGGCUAAUGGACUGAAGGUGAAAAAAAUAUAUUAGUAUUCCACUCAGUGUAAGUCGAUAGGGGAGACCAGAGUAAGAUUCAACACGUUGCAUUUCUUCUCUUUGUUAAAAAGUUAUGGUGGCCGAGAACUGCCACUGCUGCGAAUAAAAAAGAAUGCAAAAAAAAAAGAGAAGCCACAACGGAAGUUACCAAUAUAAAAAAUAAAAGAAACCAAAGCCCACUGCUAGGCCUGUCAUGAUAACACAUUUUGCUGGACGAUAAUUGUGCUACAAAUUAUUGCCAAUAAACGAUAUUAUUGACGCCUUUUUUUAAAUUAUAGAUAAUGAUAAUAUAUGGUAUAAUAAUGCGAGAACACCAUGUCAAAAGCGAUAAACUUUAAUCGCUCAAGAUUAAGAACUUUGAACUAGGAUGAACAAAUAUAAUAAACAAACAAGACAACCAAAAAGCAAUGAAAGUACUAGGGCCCCGUUGGGGCACUGGCGGGCCCGAGCGGUGUCGCGCCGCCCCCAGCGCGACCGCCUACCCCUCCCGAUCGCGUCACACUCAAGGUCCAAAGAUGGUGUGCGCACUUGUCUGUGGUCAUUUACCAUUAUAAUGAAUGGGAGGCGCAGUUUCUACCAAAACGCUCGCUGCAGACAAACUCCAUGUCCUUUUUGAAAAAAGUCUGGACCAUGAGUGAGGGCACAAACACAGCUAGUAUAUAUCCAAAUGGCAAGUUGCUCCUCCUUUCGGUUUUGCCGAGAGAGCGAUGCGUUUGAGCCAUUGAGCGAUGGGCAGGAAAAACUUGACUUUUUCUCCUGCCAUGGGGGGGCGCUCUUUUGGGGAGAAAAAAUUCCUUCACAAAUGUGUUGAUGGCUGGACAUUGCAUCAUCCUAGAAAACUUGGAGGCCAGUGAGGACAAAAAUAAAAAGUUAUAAGACUUUUAAAAAUGUGGAUAUUUGGGUCCUCUUUGGCGCCCCCUAGAACGUAAACUGUGGGGUGCAGCGUCAUGAUUUGUACAACUUUGAAUGGCCAUGGGGUGUAGAUUGACCUGAGCAAAUUUGAAGCCGACGGGACAAAAGAUUUAGGAGGAGUUAGCCACAUUCCAAUGUGUGCGAAUCGGCAAAAAAUGCGAAAUAGCCCUUUAACCGUACAUUGAACAGAUACGCUCGCAUUGACUUUUUCGUAGAUCUUAUUGAGAUACAUGUGUGUGUCAAAUUUUGUGUCAUUUUGACAAAGCGUAAAGGCGUGACAGUCAACAAUGUGUAUUUUCGCCUUAGGAGACAAGAAAAAAUGGACUUUUUUCUCCUGCCAUGGGGGGGCGCUCUUUUGGCGAGUAAAAAUUCCUUCACAAAUGUGUUGAUGGCUGGACAUUGCAUCAUCCUAGAGAACUUGGAGGCCAGUGAGGACAAAAAUAAAAAGUUAUAAGACUUUUAAGACUGUGGAUUUUUGGGUUAUCUUUGGCGCCCCCUAGAACGUAAACCGUGGGGUGCAGCGUCAUGAUUUGUACAACUUUUAAUGGCCAUGGGGUGUAGAUUGGCCUGAGCAAAUGUGGUGCCUUUGGAACGAAAGCCUUCGGAGGAGUUAGCGAAAUUCCAAUGUGUGCGGAUCGGCAAAAAAUGCGAAAUAGCCCUUUAACCGUACAUUUGACAGAUACGCUCGCACUGACUUUUUUGUAGAUCUUAUUGAGAUACAUGUGUGUGUCAAUUUUUGUGUCAAUAUGACAAAGCGUAAAGGCGUGACAGUCAAUAGUGUGAAUUUUCGCCUUAGGAGACAAGAAAAAAUGGACUUUUUUCUCCUGCCAUGGGGGGCGCUCUUUUGGCGAGUAAAAAUUCCUUCACAAACGUGUUGAUGGCUGGACAUUGCAUCAUCCUAGAGAACUUGGAGGCCAGUGAGGACAAAAAUAAAAAGUUAUAAGACUUUUAAGACUGUGGAUUUUUGGGUUAUCUUUGGCGCCCCCUAGAACGUAAACCGUGGGGUGCAGCGUCAUGAUUUGUACAACUUUUAAUGGCCAUGGGGUGUAGAUUGGCCUGAGCAAAUGUGGUGCCGGUGGAACGAAAGCCUUCGGAGGAGUUAGCGAAAUUCCAAUGUGUGCGGAUCGGCAAAAAAUGCGAAAUAACCCUUUAACCGUACAUUUGACAGAUACGCUCGCACUGACUUUUUUGUAGAUCUUAUUGAGAUACAUGUGUGUGUCAAUUUUUGUGUCAAUAUGACAAAGCGUAAAGGCGUGACAGUCAAUAGUGUGAAUUUUCACCUUAGGGGGCGCUAUGGAGCCAUUUUGCAUUUUAUUGUUUGGGCGACUUCAGAAUAUCGAAUUUUUCACCAGGCCCAUUCGUCCUGCCAAAUUUCAUGAGUUUUCGCCAGUGGGAAGUGGGCCAUUUUCCCCUUCAAAGGGGAGGAAAAAUAAGAAGAAAGAAAGAAAGAAAGAAAGAAAGAAAGAAGAAAGAAAAACCUAUACAGGAAUAAUAGGGCUCUACGCCCGGCUGCUCUGCAGCUGGCUCGGGCCCUAAUAAUGGACCCACAUUCUGUUUUAUCAAAAACUGCAUUCAAAUAAAAACCACAAUCACAACUACAAACAAUAAAAAAGACCUUGUCUCUGGUACGGAACAAAAACUUCACUCCACACAUGACUAUCUAAACAUUAAAAAAUAUGGAGUCUCGGGUCAGUAAACAAAAUUGCACUAAAUAAUUAGCUUUGGGUGCUAUUCCUCAACAGGUCAACAAUAAACAUGCAUGCGCACCUCAAGCACUUGAGGUGGAAAGGUUAUUGUUAGGGCCCGAGCCAGCUGCAGAGCAGCCGGGCGUAGGCCCUAUUAUUCCCCAAGUGGUUUUUUAGGGCCCGAGCCAGCUGCAGAGCAGCCGGGCGUAGGCCCUAUUAUUCCCCAAGUGGUUUUUCUUUGUUUCUUUCUUUCUUUUUUCUUUUUCCUCCCCUUUGAACUGGAAAAUGGCCCACUUCCCACUGGCGAAAACUCAUGAAAUUUGGCAGGACGACCGGGCCUGGUGAAAAAUUCGAUAUUCUGAAGUCGCCCAAACAAUAAAAUGCAAAAUGGCUCCAUAGCGCCCCCUAAGGUGGAAAUUCACACUAUUGACUGUCACGCCUGUACGCUUUGUCAUAUUGACAUAAAAAUUGACACACAUAUGUAUCUCAAUAAGAUCUACAAAAAAGUCAGUGCGGCCGUAUCUGUCAAAUGUACGGUUAAAGGGUUAUUCCGCAUUUUUUUCCGAUCCGCACACAUUGGAAUUUCGCUAACUCCUCCGAAGGCUUUCGUUCCACCGGCACCACAUUUGCUCAGGCCAAUCUACACCCCGUGGCCUUUAAAAGUUAUCAAAAUCAUGACGCUGCACCCCACGGUUUAGGUUCUAGGGGGCGCCAAAUAUAACCCUAAAAUCCACUUAUUUAAAAGUCUUAUAACUUUUUAUUUUUCUCCUCACUGGCCUCCAAGUUCUCUAGGAUGAUGCAAUGUCCAGCCAUCAACACAUUUGUGAAGGAAUUUUUACUCCCCAAAAGAGCGCCCCCCCAUGGCAGGAGAAAAAAGUCCAUUUUUUCUUGUCCCAUAAGGUGAAAAUACACAUUGUUGACUGUCAUACCUGUACGCUUUGUCAUAUUGACACAAAAUUUGACAAUCACAUGUAUCUCAAUAAGAUCUACGAAAAAGUCAAUGGGCGCAUAUCUGUAAAAUGUACGGUUAAAGGGCUAUUUUGCAUUUUUUUCCGAUUCGCACACAUUGGAAUGUGGCUAACUCCUCCUAAGGCUUUCGUCCCACUGACACCAAAUUUGCUCAGGCCAAUCUACACCCCAUGGCUAUUCAAAGUUGUAAAAAUCAUGACGCUGCACCCCACGGUUUACGUUCUAGGGGGCGCCAAAGAUGACCCAAAAAUCCACAUUCUUAAAAGAAUCCCCCCCCCCCCCCCCCCCCAUCCCCCAUCCCCCAUGGCAGGAGAAACAGUCAAGUUUUUCCUGCCCAUCCCUCAAUGGCUCAAUCGCAUCGCUCUCCCGGCAACACCGUAACGAGGAGCAACUUGCCCUUUGGAUAUAUCCUAGCUGUGUUUGUGGACCCACUCAUGGUCCAGACUUUCUUCAAAUAGGACAUGUAGUUUGUCUGCAGCGAGUGUUUGGUAGAAACUGCGCCUCCCAUUCAUUAUAAUGGGAAAUGACCACAGACAAGUGCGCACACCAUCUUUGGACCUUGAGUGUGACGCGAUCGGGAGGGGGGGGCGGUCGCGCCGGGGGCGGCGCAACGCGGCUCGGGCCCGACAGUGCCCCACCGGGGCCCUAGUCUUUGUUUCUUUCUUUCUUUUUUCUUUUUCCUCCCCUUUGAACUGGAAAAUGGCCCACUUCCCACUGGCGAAAACUCAUGAAAUUUGGCAGGACGACCGGGCCUGGUGAAAAAUUUGAUAUUCUGAAGUCGCCCAAACAAUAAAAUGCAAAAUGGCUCCAUAGCGCCCCCUAAGGUGGAAAUUCACACUAUUGACUGUCACGCCUGUACGCUUUGUCAUAUUGACACAAAAAUUGACACACAUAUGUAUCUCAAUAAGAUCUACAAAAAAGUCAGUGCGGGCGUAUCUGUCAAAAUUACGGUUAAAGGGUUAUUUCGCAUUUUUUGCCGAUCCGCACACAUUGGAAUUUCGCUAACUCCUCCAAAGGCUUUCGUUCCACCAGCACCACAUUUGCUCAGGCCAAUCUACACCCCGUGGCCAUUAAAAGUUAUCAAAAUCAUGACGCUGCACCCCAAGGUUUAGGUUCUAGGGGGCGCCAAAGAUAACACUAAAAUCCACAUAUUUAAAAGUCUUAUAACUUUUUAUUUUUGUCCUCACUGGCCUCCAAGUUUUCUAGGAUGAUGCAAUGUCCAGCCAUCAACACAUUUGUGAAGGAAUUUUUACUCCCCAAAAGAGCGCCCCCCCAUGGCAGGAGAAAAAAGUCAAUUUUUUCUUGUCCCCUAAGGUGAAAAUACACAUUGUUGAGUGUCACGCCUAUACGCUUUGUCAAAAUGACACAAAAAUUGACACACACAUGUAACUCAAUAAGAUCUACAAAAAAGUCCAUGCGCGCGUAUCUGUCAAAUGUACAGUUAAAGGGUUAUUCCGCAUUUUUUGCCGAUACGCACACAUUGGAAUUUCGCUAACUCCUCCGAAGGCUUUCGUUCCACCGGCACCACAUUUGCUCAGGCCAAUCUACACCCCAUGGCCAUUAAAAGUUAUUCAAAUCAUGAUGCUGCACCCCAUGGUUUAGGUUCUAGGGGGCGCCAAAGAUAACCCAAAAAUCCACAUUCUUAAAAGUCUUAUAACUUUUUAUUUUUGUCCUCACUGCCCUCCAAGUUUUCUAGGAUGAUGCAAUGUCCAGCCAUCAACACAUUUGUGAAGGAAUUUUUACUCCCCAAAAGAGCGCCCCCCCAUGGCAGGAGAAAAAAGUCAAUUUUUUCUUGUCCCCUUACAUGAAAAUACACAUUGUUGAGUGUCACGCCUGAACGCUUUGUCAUAUUGACACAAAAAUUGACAAUCAUGUGUAUCUCAAUUAGAUCUACGAAAAAGUCAAAGAGCGCGUAUCUGUAUAAUGUACGGUUAAAGGGCUAUUUCGCAUUUUUUGCCGAUUCGCACACAUUGGAAUGUGGCUAUCUCCUCCUAAGGCUUUCGUCCCACUGAUACCAAAUUUGCUCAGGGCAAUCUACACCCCAUGCCCAUUCAAAGUUGUAAAAAUCAUGACGCUGCACCCCACGGUUUACGUUCUAGGGGGUGCCAAAGAUGACCCAAAAAUCCACAUUCUUAAAAGUCAUUUUGGCCACUGCAGGAGUACAGAGUACUGCAGUUCUAGGGGGCGCCAAAGAUGACCCAAAAAUCCACAUUCUUAAAAGUCUUUUUGGCCACUGCAGGAGUACAGAGUACUGCAGGAUACACACACAUAUACACACACGCCAACACACACACACACACACACACACACACACACACACACACACACUCAGAGUCUGUUUUUUAGCACCUGCAAAAACAUGCUGUUUACAUAUUUGACAAGAAUGCAGAGGCUUCCUUUUGCCCCUGAAAAAAAUCAAAUUUCAAACACAACUUGACUGUUCAUUUCUCCAAAAGACAACCAUGAAGCUCCAUCCAAACCUGAAGCAGAUAGUUGGUGCAUGUGUACAGUAACCUGAGGGGAGUGAGGUGACUAUUUCUGAGGAGAACAUGAGCAGUGAAGAUUCACCUUGGAGCUAGAACAGGGACGUGCACAUGAUUAUACAGGGGCAGGGGCUCAAGUUUUUUCCAGUCAUUUAUACAAUAUGGAAAUUAAUGUGAAAUUAAAAAACAAAGUAUUAAUAGAAAGGUAAUGACUGUCCUGUGUAGGUGACAGUGAUAUCCAAUAGGCUAGGCACUCACGAGGCUGGCUGUGGCAAGUGUAAGUGAAAGCAACACGCACUGGCAGGAAGAACAGCAAACGCCGAUGAAGGAAAGGGUCUUUGCAGUGAUGGGCGUUACCAGAGAGGACGAUGGCCAGAGGACGCGAAUGGGACGGGGAGGCAGCGCGUUGGGGGGGGCAGCGCGACACGGCUCGGGCCCGCCAGUGCCCCAACGGGGCCCUAGUUUGAUUUUGCUUCUUCUGCUUCAUUUGGUUAGGACAUGUAGUGCCUGAGUCAAUAUGAAGUUAAACUUGAGGAUGCUGGUGUAGUGUUAGCUUCAGCUCAACUUCACAUUGACUCAUGGCCUAACCAAAUGACACACUGAAAAGCACAUGAAGUGAAAUUAAACAAUAACCUUUUCACUCAUUUCGUUGCUUGUUUUUUCGCCAUCGUCUCCUGUAUUUUGAUCAUAAAACACUGGCACAUUAUCAUUAUUGGUCCCUGGCAGCUCUUCUGUUGUGGCUUUUUUUAUUUGCAUCCUUUUUUUUUCGCAAUGAGUAACUUUUUUCUUUUCCAUCCAUCCCCACUUUUUUUGCGUGGUUAACUUCCAUUGUGACUUUUUUUUUUUUCAUUCUUUUUUUUAUUUGCAGCAGGGGCAGUUCUCGGCCACCGUACAAAGUGACUGAACUUGACCUAGAUUUGCAUUGUUUAUAAAUUCACAUAUGUCUGCAUCAACCAUACCAGGGAGACAUUAGAAUUAAAAAAUAUUUAUGUUAAAUGAGGACUGAGCAAUUUGGCUGAUUGAAGCUUUGAAAAGGCCACGGCAUUGUCAAGGAGUCCUGGGUUAAUCAUGUAUAGAUGGGAACACAGUGCUAGUCACAUAGUUACAUUUGCUUAAUCAGUGUUAAAUCUCUGCUAAUAUGUUCAUGGAUGGGGACAGAAACUCUCUAACUUCCUUUCCUUCUCUUCUAGCCUCCCUGGGUGAUAUUUCCCGUUUCACCAAAGACUUCACCACCAUGGCUGAUGUGGACUCCUACCUGUCUUUUAACUUCAGCUCCUGCCUCUGCCUCACUGCCGGCAUCCUGCAGAAGUUUCCGCAGAGACCAGGUUUGAAGAGGACUGUGGUGAACGUGUCCUCGAAGUGCGCCGUGCAGCCGUGCUCCUCCUGGGUGCUGUACUGCAGCGGCAAAGCUGCCCGACAUAUGAUGUUCAAGGUGCUGGCACAGGAGGAGCCAGACCUCAGGGUGCUCAACUACUCUCCAGGUCAGGGAGUGAUCAAACUUUCUGUCUGUACUGUUUAAGAUAGUUUGGACUGGGUCUGAGUUUAAAGGGAUAUUCCGGUGCAAAAUUAAUUUAGGGUCAAACACACCGUAACACAGUAACACCGAGUUAGACACCCCCUCGAGAGAUUAAUGAUGCCAACCGCUUGCUUCUCUACUUAUACCAACUUUAGUAACGACCGCAGGAUAGCAAUUCACAGUGGUCUAAACAAACCUGAAACAAAACGCCACUCUAUAGCCAAAAAUAAUGAUCAGAACAGCACCUAACUUCAUCAACAGUACAUAUAGGGUCCCAGUCGUAGCACUAGCCACCAAACAUCUUUUUAACUUUGCCCAAUUUCUUUAGCAAAGAGACUAAACGCAAUUCGCUUACUCUCUUCCAGCAGUCACUUGUUUGUAGCAAGUCCAUUAUGGACUGCUGGGGGGUGACGCAGCUCAAGGAAGAACAUUUAUGAUCAUUUCUUUAUCAUUUCCUUGAAAUAAUAAACAACAUAUUAAUCAUUUUGCACUGCAGACGCGGUAGUUCUUCUGCCUUAGCAUCUAGAUCUGAUUGCAUUUCCAUGAAGAAAUAAUCAUAAAUGUUCUUCCUUGAGCUGUGUCACCCCGCAGCAGUCCGUAAUGGACUGGCCCGAGGUCUUGCUGCAAACAAGCAGCUGCUGGAAGAGAGUAAGCGAAUUGCGUUUAGUCUCUUUGCUAAAGAAAUUAGACAAAGUUAAAAAGAUAUUUGGUGGCUAGUGCUGUGGCUAGGACCCUAUAUGUACUGUUGAUGAAGUUAGGUGCUGUUCUGAGCAUUAUUUGUGGCUAUAGAGUGGCGUUUUGGUUGAGGUUUGUUUAAGAGAAGCAAGCAGUCUGCAACAUUCAUCCCUCGAAGGGGUGUCUAACUUGGUGUUACGGUGUGUUUGACCCUAAAUUAAUUUUACACCGGAAUAUCCCUUUAAAGGAGUCUUCAUUAUAUCUAAUAAAACCAUAACAGUUUUCAAUCACAACAUUUGACACGUUGUCUUUGCAGCAUUUAGGAUCUGAAUGAUUUGAAAACCAUCAAAAUCUGUUUUUCCUUAAUAUUUUACACGAUGCCCCAACUGUUUUGUAAUUGAGAGCUGUAUUUCAUAAUGUAACUUUUGGAAUACGCAGUUACACAGUACACCAUGAAAAGCAUUGUUCAAAGCCUUUAUCUUCACAGUUCAGUCUCCCUGUCAAAGAUUCUUGUGCUGAUUUUUUAGUUUCUAUCACAAAGUUAAAAUCAGAUUUUCAAAUGUGUUGUAGGUCAGAGUCAAGGCAGGACGGUGAGUCCAAAGUCCUCGUACUUUUCAGAGAAACCUGUUUAUCUAAUCUCUGUGUUGUUCCAGGCCCCAUGGACACAGCCAUGCUGGAGGAGGGUCGGCUCAGAACAGGUGACCCCAGUCUGAAGAAGUUUAUCUCUGAUAUGUAUCUUGAGGAGAAGGUGCUCACCUGUGAGGAGUCCUGCGCUAAGAUGAUGAAGCUGCUGCUGGAGGACAAUUACACCUCAGGAGAUCAUAUUGACGUUUUUGAGGUGUAGACUAGGCCUGGCAGGAAAUAUCAAGUCUGACUAAAUGUGCCUUUUUAAAAUCCAAACUCUGCUCGGGACACUUACAAAUUUACAUUUGAGAGUAGCUUACAGUCUAAGCAGCACUCAGCAAAGUGUUUGUGAUCAUAUUUUACUGUUACACAAAGAUUUCUAAAACCAUCCGUCUAUUUUGACUUUAACAGAAACAGUUGAUUUUACAUAUAGUGGGGUCACAAAGUGAGAUUCUGUGACCAUCCUUUGGCAAGGAUGUUUUGACAAUUGAUUUGACCUCUAUGGACCCUUUAGAAAAGAUUUAGCCCCCAGGUCCCUCGCAAAAAUCCCGGCAUUUUUUGCUAGACAGCUAAAUUCAAGAUGGCGGCCAGCGCCAUCUCUAAAAAUUAACUUUUGAUCUGGAUGACCUAGAAUCAUGUAUGAAGGCACUUUCAUUACUAUACUUUCUAUACUUCUAUACUUUCUAUACUAUAUUUUCAUUACUAUACUAUAUACUAAUACUUUCAUUGUGACAUACGUUAUUGACCUGAAACCAAAAUGGAUUAAUAUUCUGAGAACACAUCAUAAAUCCAGGGUUUGGUGUAUACGCUCUUUAGGGUCAAUGUUUAAUUUUGUUAUGUUUAUAAGAUCAGCUCCAAAAAAGAACUGGGACUUACUGUUAAAUCUACUUGCCUUGUGAGACAGCUAACUUUCGGGCAAUCAAAUUGGUUUGUUUCUGCAACAUCAUAAGUCUUUUCUUUCCCACAGAAAAGAUCACUGUAUUUUUAUAAAGUGUCCUGAUCCAGUAAAUCAAACUAUUAAAUCCAAGCAUUAUUUGGUUGUCCAUGGUGGAUGAAGUUCACAUAAUCCUUCUUACAACAGUUGCUGACCGUGAAGCAGAUCAGAAGAUUACCAAAGGUGAUGUAACAUUUGUUUGUUUUUUUUCUGCUGCAGUGGAGGUCGAGCUCUGGGUGGCACAGGAAGAAAUUAACUCAAAUGAAGGAAAAUUUAAUCAAGAAUUAGCUCUACAGAAAAACUUCUGUUGUGUAAUCAAUAUACUCAAAUAUAAAAGAAAGUUUGAUAUCAGUAUUACUGCGCUGCCUGACUUAUCUUACCAGAGGAAUGCUCCUGCUGAUUUAGCUUCUCGUUGUGUGACUUCAUGGACUAAAAAGUAAAGAUAAAGAACUAAUUAUUGAUUAAACACACACCAGAGAGGCCUCAGAAAAAUGUGUCAGAUGUAAUGAAAGCUUUAUAAUUCUUAUGUCGUACGAAGGACCCAGUAAUACUCUCAAUAACUGUUCAAAUUUAGAUCAUACUCUGAUGGUUCUGUUCAACUGGGCACCACAUACAGCAUUUUCUGUCAUGGCAUUUUAUUUUAUUUUCUAAAUGUUUUCUUACAAUCUUUAAGGUCUGCUUUAAAAUGUCAUCCGCUGCUGGGAUUAGGAUCAAUCCAGGUCUCAUCUUAAAGCCUCCUCAGUACCUACAUGCAGUUUAAACAUAACUGCAUCCUCACACAUCCAUGAAAUCUGUAAUCAGGACAGAGUGUUUUACUCCACUGUUUCACUGAUAUGAA
Molecule: messenger RNA, 12434 nt
Organism: Xyrichtys novacula (pearly razorfish)
Lineage: Eukaryota; Metazoa; Chordata; Actinopteri; Labriformes; Labridae
Source: the annotation of a GenBank genome assembly